Messenger RNA from Manis javanica (Malayan pangolin), 2432 nucleotides. The record is from RefSeq and is a predicted model, not a curated record. Lineage: Eukaryota; Metazoa; Chordata; Mammalia; Pholidota; Manidae.
GGGAGAGCAGCGGGGGAGGAAGGGGAGGAGCCCGAGAGCCGCUGCCCUGCCCGCAGCCCAGCGUCUGCUCACUGUCAACACCGCGCUCCGUCCGCGCCCUGUGCCAUGGAUAUAAUAUUUGGCAGAAAUAAGAAAGAACAGCCGGAGCCUGUGAGGGCCAAAGUGACAGGCAAGAUUCCAGCAUGGCUGCAGGGAACCCUACUGCGGAAUGGGCCUGGAAUGCACACAGUGGGGGAGACCAGAUACAACCACUGGUUUGACGGCCUGGCCUUGCUCCACAGCUUCACCAUUAGGGACGGUGAAGUCUAUUACAGGAGCAAAUACCUGAGAAGCGACACCUACAACGCCAACAUCGAGGCCAACAGGAUCGUGGUGUCAGAGUUCGGAACAAUGGCCUAUCCGGACCCCUGCAAAAACAUAUUCUCCAAGGCUUUCUCCUACUUGUCCCACACCCUCCCGGAUUUCACGGACAACUGCCUGAUUAACAUCAUGAAGUGUGGAGAAGACUUCUUCGCGACCACGGAGACCAAUUACAUCAGGAGAAUCAACCCACAGACUCUGGAAACGCUGGAGAAGGUUGAUUAUCAUAAAUACGUGGCUGUAAAUCUGGCAACAUCACAUCCUCAUUACGAUGCGGCUGGAAAUGUCCUCAACAUGGGCACAUCCAUCAUGGACAAGAGGAAGACGAGAUAUGUGAUGUUCAAGAUCCCUGCCACAGUGCCAGAGGGCAGGAGCCCCCUGAAGCACACAGAGGUGUUCUGCUCCAUCGCCUCCCGCUCGCUGCUCUCCCCGAGCUAUUACCACAGCUUCGGCAUCACCGAGAACUACAUCGUUUUUCUCGAGCAGCCUUUCAAGCUGGAUGUCCUGAAGAUGUUGACUGCCUACUUCCGAGGGGUGAACUGGGCCUCCUGCAUGAAUUUCCACAGGGAGGACAAGACUUACAUCCACAUCGUCGACCAGAGGACUAGGAAGCCCUUGCCCAUCAAGUUCUACACAGACCCCAUGGUGGUCUUCCACCACGUCAAUGCCUACGAGGAGGACGGCUGCCUCCUGUUUGAUGUCAUCGCCUAUGAGGACAGCAGCCUCUACCAGCUCUUCUAUUUGGCCAACCUGAACCAGGACUUUGAAGAGAACUCCAGGCUCACCUCCAUCCCCACCCUCAAGAGGUUCGCUGUGCCCCUGCAUGUAGACAAGGUAAGAGCUUGUGCCAAGGACGAGGACGAUGAAUUACCAGAAGUUCCCUCCUCUGGCCCUAUGACCGCCCUUGACCCAAUCCCAAUCCUGAGUCAAGUUCAAGGAUUCCAGCCUUGGGGGCCAAUUUUCAUGGAAAUGAUGCCCAGCCUGCCCGGAGGGCAGAUGCUUGCAGUCCUUGAAGAUGGGGGUUUCAUCAGCUUGACCUUCUCUCUAGGCUUAGAGCUGCCCCGGAUCAAUUAUGCUCACAACGGGAGGCCAUACCGAUACGUCUUUGCUGCUGAAGUUCAGUGGAGUCCCAUCCCAACCAAGAUACUGAAAUAUGAUGUUCUCACAAAGGCGUCCCUAAAAUGGGGAGAGGAGCACUGCUGGCCGGCGGAACCCCUAUUUGUGCCCAUGCCAGGUGCCAAGGACGAGGACGAUGGAAUUAUCUUAUCAGCUAUUGUCUCUACGGAUCCCCAAAAGCCACCUUUUCUGCUUAUCCUGGAUGCCAAAACUUUUACAGAACUGGCUCGCGCAUCUGUUGAUGUUGAGAUGCACCUGGAUCUCCAUGGGUUAUUCAUCCCGGACACAGACUGGGCUGCAAGGAAGCAGGUCCCUUCCCAGGAAGAGCAGGACGGGGCUUCAAAUGGCCCUGGGGCCCCACAGACCUGAGGAUGUUGAGGCCUGGGCCCCGGGAAAGCACAUGCCCCCUGCUGGCUCCCACAGACUCGGGCUGGAUUCCUGUCUGGGUGGAGGGGAGGUGCUUCAUUCUGUUCUGUGCUCAAUCUUUCCUUGGUUGCUUUGAGACAAGCUAUGGAAAUAGCACUUGUCAGUAUCUUUUCUUUCAUCUUAUUUUGGCCUUAAAAACCCUGUUGGAAAGCCAAUCAAAUAUUUAUUAAUUAACCAUGGCACUUUAGAAAGUCUAAGAAAGCCCCUUUCCUGUAUUAUAACAACCAUGGCCAUGGGCCAGAAAUAGUUAUUAAUCAUAUCAUCAUUCUUAGAGCGAGCAACCAGGCAUAUCCAAGAAGAUACAGGUGAACAUCCAUCAUUGCUUCUUCCUCUUCGCCCUGUACCUGCCACCCGCCGCCCGCCUCUCCUUUCCUGUGGCCCAUCCUGAGCAUCUGGAAGCUCUGGCUUUCUCAACCACGCCUUGUUAGUAAAUUAUGUGGCCAGGAAGGUAUGUUGCUUUGUGGUCAGUCCAUGCAAGGCCUGCCAUAAAAUAGAAAAUAAUAAAGACUUUAACAUCUGUUCAGACCUUA